Messenger RNA from Zingiber officinale, 1657 nucleotides. RefSeq names its product hexose carrier protein HEX6-like. Lineage: Eukaryota; Viridiplantae; Streptophyta; Magnoliopsida; Zingiberales; Zingiberaceae. Gene Ontology annotation, biological process: monosaccharide transmembrane transport. The record is from RefSeq and is a predicted model, not a curated record. Gene Ontology annotation, cellular component: membrane. Bases 135 to 1520 code for a protein of 461 amino acids. The transcript is spliced from 3 exons. Gene Ontology annotation, molecular function: monosaccharide transmembrane transporter activity.
CAGUCGAAGCCGCCAAAGACCACCAUGCCUACAACGCCAGAAUCACCCCCUUCGUCGUCAUCUCCUGCGCCGUCGCUGCCUCCGGCGGCAUCCUCUUCGGCUACGACCUCGGCAUCUCCGGUGGAGUGACUUCGAUGGAUCCCUUUUUGGAGAAAUUCUUCCCGGCAGUGCACGCGAACAUGAGCGGCGCCGGCGCGCACGCCAGCAACUACUGCAAAUUCGACAGCCAGUUGCUGACGGCGUUCACCUCGUCGCUCUACAUCGCUGGUUUCUUCUCCUCCCUCUGUGCGUCGCCGGUGACGCAGGCGCUCGGCCGCCGCGCCUCCAUGCUCCUUGGCGGCGCCUUCUUCACUGCUGGAGCGAUCCUCGGUGGCCUCGCCGCCGACGUGUACAUGCUCAUCUUGGGACGCGUCCUCCUCGGCGUCGGCCUAGGCUUCACCAACCAAUCCGUACCUCUGUAUCUAUCGGAAAUGGCUCCGCCGCAGCACCGCGGCGCCAUCAAUAACGCCUUCGAUCUCUUCGUCGGCCUUGGCGUCCUCUCCGCCAACCUCGUCAACUACGGCGUCAACAAGCUCCACGUGAACUGGGGCUGGCGACUCUCGCUUUCCGCCGCCCUCCUCCCCGCCGCCGUCCUUUCCCUCGGCGCCCUCUUCCUCCCCGACACUCCCAACAGCGUCCUGCUUCGCCGCCUCCAUAACAGCAACUCCUCUCCGGAAGAUUCCGCUCGAAUCCUCCUCCAAAAGAUCCGAGGAACCGCCGACGUCGAGGCCGAGCUCCAAGACAUGCUCGCUGCCGCUUCCUCUGCCUCCACGAAAUCUACUUCUUCGAUCUUGGCGAGGAAGUUCCGGCCACAGCUGGUGAUGGCGGUUCUCAUCCCGUUCUUCAAGCAGAUGACCGGCAUCAACGUCGUCGGCUUCUACGCGCCGGUGAUCUUUCGCACGAUCGGUCUCAGCGAAAGCUUCUCGCUCUUGUCCGCCGUCCUCACCGGAGUCAUCAGCACGGCCUUCAUCGCCGUCGGCAUGUUAAUCGUCGACCGGGUUGGCCGGCGAGUCCUGUUCGUCGUCGGCGGAGUGCUGAUGCUGGCGACGCACGUCGUGGUGGGCGGCGUCCUGUGGACGCAGCUGAAGGACCACGGCGCGAUGGACAGUGGGUACGCGUACUGGGUGCUGGGGUCCAUCUGCGUCUACGUGGCGGGUUUUGGGGUGUCAUGGGGCCCGCUGGGGUGGUUGGUGCCGAGCGAGAUAUUCACGCUGGAGGUGCGGUCGACGGGGCAGAGCGUGGUGGUGGCGGUGGGAAUGGCGGGGGCGGCGGUGAUGGGGCAGACGCUGCUGGCGAUGCUGUGCAGGAUGAGGGCGGGGGUGUUCUUCUUCUUCGCGGGGUGGCUGGCGGUGAUGACGGCGUUCGUGGUGGCGCUGGUGCCAGAGACGAAGGGAGUGCCGAUCGAGAGGAUGGAGGUGGUGUGGAGGGGGCACUGGUUUUGGAGGAAGAUGGUGGUGGAGGAGGAGAAGGAAGCACGGUGAGUUAAACUUGUUGAUUUAAAAUAAAGUACCACUGUAUCUGUUGGACCAACGCGGCGGUGGAAAGGAGGCGGUCUGAACCAGUACAAAGGAUCUGUCUUUAAUGUCCCUAUCUAUUUUACAAGUGUGAAUAAUUGACU